This is a messenger RNA of Cadophora gregata, 2028 nucleotides long. RefSeq lists its product as uncharacterized. Bases 215 to 1045 code for a protein of 276 amino acids. The record is from RefSeq and is a predicted model, not a curated record. Lineage: Eukaryota; Fungi; Ascomycota; Leotiomycetes; Helotiales; Ploettnerulaceae. The transcript is spliced from 4 exons.
AAGCAUGGGGGCGCUGAACCACCCAUCGAGGGAUGAACUUAAUCGUCUUUCAAAGGCCGUAAAUAAACUGCCAAGCAGUACAAGAGCCAAUGACGACCUGGCGGAAAUUAAGCAUAAAACAUAUCCAGCAUUCAGAAGACUAAGUCGACCUGAGGCGUGAGCGGUCAACGACCCGGUAUUCACUGCAGUUGCCAAAGCCAAAUAUGGAAAGCAUAUGCUAGGAUCCUCAUUCGGUUUUGCCGAUCUUAUUUCUGGAUCCAGAAGCCCAACAUAUAAUUAUCUUCUUACGAUGAUGCCCCUUUCAACUGCGGUCUGCUUUAUUUUAGUGUCACUCGCCGCAGCAGACAAGUCGAACGCAAUAGAAGCCAGACAACUGAAAGAGGACUUGUCCUUCUGCUACGGUCAGGGAGCAUAUUGCGGAUCAGCUCUGGAUCUCUGGGAUCAAUGCAGCGAUCUACAGAAAAAUGCCAAAGAUCUGAAUCCGUGGUACGAAUGCAUUUGUGCAAAUGGGUAUUUGUCCACGAAAAUAGCGUGUAAUUGGUGUCAAGCCGCAUUCAAUAUCUCGUACACUGUCGGUCUGACUGAAGACGACACGGAAGCCUGCCAGAGCCAAAGCUACAGUAUCGCACCUAUUCCAGCAACGAUCCAAGCUUCGCAAUCUUCUCUCAAUGCGACAUACACGGGAAGUGUUCCAGGCGCCAACAAUGCCAACUCCCAAGCAUCAACGACUGGCACAUCCGCACCAUCAGAAACCUCAGGGAGUGGAGGAGCAUCAGGGAGCUCUGGGGGAGCAGCAGUGACAGCACCACCUACUCCACAAAUUGGCAUCUCAGCAACAAGGUCGACCUUUCUGUCAACUGUCACAUUCAAUGGUGGGGCAGCUGGAGCUGGAGCCCCGAGGACCAGCACGACUAGUGCAACACAACAAUCAGCUACUAAUACGCCCAGCGUAACACCAACUGGAGCUGCGCAUGGUGGGAAGAAUGGAUUUGCGGCUGGCUUGGCCAUUUUCAUGUUCGCAAUUAUGGGUUUGGUCCUGGCCUAAGUACCUCCGAUGAGUGGUGUUCUCUUCCAGAGAUGCUCGAACUUUGGAACAUGUACAGUACGUACGAAGACUGAGGUGAUUGCUCCUGCUUUGGAUUCGAUCCAUUACCAAGAUAAUACAGAAACGAUUUCAAUUGCAAGGCAUUCUCCACAACAUCUUUUGCGUAAAAUGGAAAUCGACUAAAAAAGCGCAUGAGAGAGCAAAUCAAAAUCAUCGAUAGGCAUCUGCGGAAGGGGACAUCCAACCCGCCCGCCGACUUGGCAGCUCAGGCACCGACAAUCUUUUGCACAUCAACCCCCACUCGAUUCUGGGCGUGCUCUUUGGGGGCUUGAUUGUCGAUUGUGUCAUCUAAGCCAUUCCCAGGAAGCUGAAGCUGCCAAGUGACUACGAUUUUAGAGCCCCGUACUGGGAAUUUAAGGGUCCUAAAUGGACGAUCAAUUUCCCUUCUUGCCUCGGUUCGAGCUAACGAGCGCCACGAAAUCCUUCGCGCAAGCACUGAACAAGGAGAUGACCAUGACUCGCACAGGGAAUAAUAAGAAAGUUUUGACAGCUGGCCAGCGGUGAUCUGGAGAGAUCCACAUUCGUCGUUGCAGGUGAUUCUUCUCGGUGAACCUCCUUGCCAGGGAGGUGCGAUUAACCUUUGAAGGCUUGGCUCGCUUACUCUCGCUAAACCCUUUUGAGAAGACAACACACCCUUCAAGCUAAAAAUAUCCGUCGGACCGGGGAAACUUUCCACAGGGCUAACAGUUGUGCAAUCUCGGUUUUAAAUUUGAUGUCUAUUGCAUGCGUCGGUAUGGAUUGAAGUUAUAUUAUUUUCAACGCCACGGGUUUGAAGGUUGUGUUCGCGUUUGUCAAAGGGCAGAAAGAUUUGUGUCAUUGGUGAUUGGUGGAAGUGGUUCGGGUAAAUUGGUUGCGGAAUACGAGCUUGGGAGUAUUAUUGAAUCCUCCUGGCAGGUAUCAAAGACACAGAAUGAAGAAAAUAA